Messenger RNA from Lasiodiplodia theobromae, 2142 nucleotides. RefSeq lists its product as uncharacterized. The record is from RefSeq and is a predicted model, not a curated record. The transcript has a single exon. The coding region runs from base 1 to 2142 and encodes 713 amino acids. NCBI's taxonomy places the organism in Eukaryota, Fungi, Ascomycota, Dothideomycetes, Botryosphaeriales, Botryosphaeriaceae.
AUGUGUAGUGUUCCACUCGUUUUCAUGAUGGAAAGUGAACGGUUUGACCUCCUGGACUACGUCAAUGAGCAAGUCCUAGCAGAAUGGGUGGAUGCCGACACGUGUGAGACUCGCACUCUCGGGUCCCUCUCGACCAUCAACAAACAAGAUGCCGGACUAUCGUUCAGAGUUGGCCUCGAUGCUUCGUUAGAACAAGCAUUCAUGCGCUUCUCGAUGAACGUGUCAGUGCGGGUAUCCGGACGGCCGCGCCGAAGGCAGCUCCUCCUCGUCCUCCCGCUCCACGUCCUCUCGUACAAAACCUCGGCCCUCGAAUACGACAUCCUCCGGACCUCAGACAUCGGCGAGUCCGCCGCGGCGGUGCAUGACGCCGGCUUCUCCGACUCCGGAUUCGUCCUCCGCGCUCAGUUCAGCCUCCAGGAGCCUGGUUACGUCUUAAUGCCGAAGUCGAACGCCAAAGCACUACGGCCAAGCACUUCGACCGCCGCCAGCCACCUCGCCGCCAUCAAGUCCCUCUCCCAGGCUCUGUCGUUUACGCUCUACAUCAAGCCGAGCGACUACGCGCAGCAGGGCGUGCGCAUGAUUUACGAGUACCUUCGCAACGACACGCUCAAGCAGUAUCCGCUGCACUGGGACGCGCUGUACGGCGACCACGGCGCGCAGGCUGUCGACUGGGCGCAAUGCGAGCUGGGCGGCGGUGGGAAGGGGAAGGGCAAGGCGCCAGAGCUCUGCGGCGAUGCGGCGGCCGAAGAAGAUGACAUCGAGCCUCCACCUCCGUACGUGUCGGAAGUGCGGGACGACGAACAGGACGAAGAAGAAGAAGAAGACGAAGAAGAAGACGCAGCAGCAGCAGCAGCUCCGCCGCGCACGCCCAGUCCACCGCCGUCGUUCCUCGCGUUCCACCAGGCGCCUUCGCCAUUCGCUUUCCCGCCGUCGCCGGCGCUGGUCCCGCCGUUCUUGCUGUCGCCGACGCAGUGCAGCGGCAGCUCGCAGGGGGCGCCGUCGCCGGAGGUGCUCGUCGAGCGCAGCGUCACGCACUACGAUUCAUCCUCUUCGGCGUUCUCCUCGCCGCGCGAGGUCUUGUCGGCUGCCGCGGACCAGCUGUCGCAGCAUGCCGGCUCCGACGUGUUCACUAUCCCUGCCACGCCGGAGUGCUUGCCGGAGAUCCGCGUCCUGCUCGAGGCGCAGGCGGCGGCGCGGGAGAGGGAGAUGGCCUUCCGGGCAGCGGAGCGGGAGCGGGAGCGGGAGGAGCAGCUACUACGUGCGGCAGCAGCAGCAGAGGAGAUCGGCCGCAAGCGCCGCGCCACGUCUUCGCCUGCUGCGUCGCCGCCGAAUGCCAGCGGGAAAGCCGGGCGGCGGCCGGAGACGAAGCGCGUGCAUGCGGCGGCUGAUGAUGAAUAUGAUGAGGACGACGGCGCGCAGGGAGGCGUGGACUUCCUCGCCACGGCGGCCUCGGCCUUGCUGUCUCUACACAACGCCCCGACGCCGCCGCCGCCGUUGUUCCCGCCGACUACGUCUUUCCCGUCUCUCUCGGCGGCGGCGCCCUACGCCGCGCUGCAGUCGAAACUGUUCCCCCAACUCGAUAUCGACACCGCUCUCCUCCCGCUGGCACCACCGGAACCAGCACGAGCACCACCACCGCCCCCGCCCCCCACCAACAACCAAAUCGCCCUCCCCCCUCCCAAACCCUCUUCUUCGUCCUCAUCCUCGUCAUCAUCAUCAACCCCCAACCCCCUCACCUCCACCCUCUCCACCUUCCUCGCCCACGCCCUCGCCCUCAACCCCCGCUUGUACUCGCACCCGCGCCUCUCGCGCCCCCUCCUCGCUGCCGGCGCUGCUGCGCGCAAUCGUGACAGUGCGGCGUUCACGCGGCUGCGGGCGCGCAUCGUGGCGGAGGUGUUGUGGGAUGCGGAUGGGACGGGGGAGGAGAAGACAACAAGGGGGGAAGAAGCGGAGUGGUACGUUGCGGAUAUGGAGGCGUUGGUGGGGUGGAUGUUGGAGGUGGAUGCGGAGGCGGAUGUGCGGGUUUGGGAGGAGCUGGUGGGGAUGGGGAGGGCGGCGAGGGGGGGCGAUGCGGAGGGGUAUAGGUGGAGGAAGGGGUGUGUGCUGGGGAGUGUUUGUGUGGAGUUUGGGGAGGGGAUGUGA